AAGUAAAAAUAAUAAUACGUCCACAGGGACGGAAACCCGGACGUUUAGGACGAAAUGCCGUUUGGCGGGGAAAAUUAGACAAUGAACCCGCCCGAGCGAAGUCAACAAAGAAAGGAACUAUCCAAGCAACUCCCGCUCUUAUAAUUCUUGAUUGUUAAUUCCUAAUCCAAUCCAAUUGACCACGACUUUCCUUACUUCAUCAAACCCCUAUUCUCUUGAUCAAGAAACCCCCUUAUAACCCUAAUUUUAUUUUCCGGUUCUGCUUCAUAUAUUAAACCUCUGCUUUUAGCAUCUCUCCUUCUGUCUGUUUGAACACCUUGCCGAAUUAACAUCAAGAUGGGCGACAAGUUCAAGGAAUUCAUCAAAAAUCCCUUUUCGUCUUCAUCCUCUGGUAAAUUCAAGGGCCAAGGUAGAGUCUUGGGGUCGUCUUCAUCAGGUCCCGCUAAUUCGGCCCUCCUCCGCCAAUCGCAGGCUCCCCAAUCCAAGCCCAAGCCCAACCCCGUUUCAAAUUCAAAUUCAAAUUCAAAUUCUAGUUCAUCGGCUGCCUCGCCAAAUCCCAAGCCUUCGCCUCAGAAAACACAGAUUCUUGAUCAGAACAAGCCGGAGUUUUCGAAUAAUUCCAAGCCUAAUCGCAAACCGGAAAAUGGCUUUGAUCCAUUUGACUCUCUGAUCACUCCGGGGAAGAGAUCUCAAAAUGGGUAUACGCUAAAUGUCUACGAAUGUCCAAUCUGCGGCCAAUCUUUUAGGUCAGAAGACGAAGUCUCCGUACAUGUCGAUUCCUGUGUUAAUACUUCGGUGGACAAUAAAAGUGCAGAGGGUCUUGGUGUUUCAGGGUCGGAGGAUAUCAGGGUUGGGUCGUCUCGGAGUGAAUUGGAAGCUCGCAUUGGCACCUUUGCCUCAGGAAAUCCGGCUACAGGAUCGGUGGAGGUUGUUCUUAGGCUGUUGAGGAAUAUAGUUAAGGAACCGGAGAACGUGAAGUUCAGGAAGAUUCGGAUGAGUAAUCUAAAGAUAAGGGAGGCCAUUGGUGAGGUUGUGGGAGGCAUUGAGUUGCUGGAGUUUGUGGGGUUUGAAUUGAAAGAGGAGGAAGGGGAGAUGUGGGCAAUGAUGGAGGUCCCUUCGGAGGAACAAAUUAGUUUGAUGAAAAAUGGAAUAGCGUUACUGGAACCACCGAAGGUACAAGAACUUCAAAAGAUCGAAAAUUCUCCAUCAAUUGAUACACCUAAGGUGGAUGAACAGAUUGAACCAAAGAAGGUCGACCGCCAGACCAAGGUCUUCUUUUCUGUCUCUGAAAGUGUAGCAGCAAGAAUUGAGCUACCAGAAUCUUUCUAUAACCUGUCAGCUAUGGAACUAAAAAGAGAAGCAGAAACGAGAAAGAAGAAGAUUGAAGAUUCACAGAUGUUGAUCCCAAGGUCAUACAAGGAAAAGCAGGCAAAAGCUGCUAAAAACAGGUACAGAAAAACUGUUGUCCGAAUCCAGUUUCCCGAUGGAGUGGUGCUCCAGGGUGUUUUUUCUCCUUGGGAUUCAACUAGCUCUCUAUAUGAGUAUGUGAGCUCGGCAUUGAAAGAGCCUAGUUUGGAAUUUGAGCUGUUAAAUCCUGUAGCUAUCAAACGGCGGGUGAUCCCCCAUUUUCCUAGAGCAGGGGAGAAAGCUGCAACACUAGCUGAUGAGGAUUUGGUCCCCUCAGCUCUUGUCAAGUUUAAACCUAUUGAAACCGAUUCUGUUGUUUUCACGGGGCUGUGUAAUGAACUCCUUGAGAUUAGUGAACCGCUUACAAGUGGUUCAGCUGUUGCUCCUGUAUAAGCUUUGUAGCUGCAUAUAUCCCCUUGUGUUGCAGCCCUGAGACAUGAUUCUAUAGUCUCCAUUCUUGGUAUGAACCUCUCAGCUUCUUCAUAUCAUAUGCUUUUCCCACUCAUACUGUAAUUUUCAACCAGAUUGUAUUUGGAGAUCAAUUUUUCACCUUAUACCACCAGACCUGACCACACAUUUGAUGAAGCAUGUAUUUUCUGUGAUCUUGAUUUGUGCGUGACCAAAUGCCAAAAUGUCUGUACGAUGAAUUUGAUCUUUUUAAUCUUGAUGAAGUCA
Molecule: messenger RNA, 2082 nt
Organism: Prunus avium (sweet cherry)
Lineage: Eukaryota; Viridiplantae; Streptophyta; Magnoliopsida; Rosales; Rosaceae
Gene: PUX2
Product: plant UBX domain-containing protein 2
Biological process (GO): defense response to fungus
Molecular function (GO): protein binding
Source: RefSeq, a predicted model, not a curated record